Lates calcarifer (barramundi perch) is the source of this 1409-nucleotide messenger RNA. Its product is annotated as gamma-aminobutyric acid receptor subunit alpha-2-like. Gene Ontology annotation, molecular function: GABA-A receptor activity; transmitter-gated monoatomic ion channel activity involved in regulation of postsynaptic membrane potential; benzodiazepine receptor activity. The transcript has 6 exons. Gene Ontology annotation, cellular component: neuron projection; postsynapse; dendrite membrane. The coding region runs from base 85 to 1125 and encodes 346 amino acids. Lineage: Eukaryota; Metazoa; Chordata; Actinopteri; Centropomidae. The record is from RefSeq and is a predicted model, not a curated record. Gene Ontology annotation, biological process: regulation of postsynaptic membrane potential; synaptic transmission, GABAergic; gamma-aminobutyric acid signaling pathway.
CUGCUUUGUCUCUCUCAGGAGUACACUGUAGAUGUUUUUUUCCGUCAAAGUUGGAAGGAUGAGCGACUUAAGUUCCAUGGACCAAUGAACAUUCUGCCUCUUAACAACCUGAUGGCCAGUAAGAUCUGGACCCCUGACACCUUCUUCCACAAUGGCAAGAAAUCUGUGGCCCACAAUAUGACAAUGCCCAACAAGCUGCUGAGGAUCAUGGAGGAUGGAACCUUGCUCUACACUAUGAGGCUGACAGUUCAAGCUGAGUGUCCCAUGCACCUUGAAGACUUCCCCAUGGACUCUCACUCAUGUCCUCUCAAGUUUGGCAGCUAUGCCUACACUAAGACAGAGGUUACUUACAUCUGGAGUCGUAAUGCCUCCCAGUCAGUUGAUGUUGCACCUGAUGGAUCCAGACUCAACCAGUAUGACUUGGUGGGCCAGAGUGUGGGAAAGGAGACCAUUAAAUCCAGUACCGGAGAAUACACAGUCAUGACAGCUCACUUCCAUCUGAAGAGGAAGAUUGGCUACUUUGUUAUCCAGACAUAUCUACCCUGUAUCAUGACAGUCAUCCUCUCCCAGGUUUCUUUCUGGCUCAAUAGAGAGUCGGUGCCAGCCAGAACUGUCUUUGGUGUAACUACAGUUCUCACAAUGACAACCCUGAGUAUUAGUGCCCGUAAUUCACUGCCUAAGGUGGCCUAUGCUACAGCUAUGGACUGGUUCAUCGCCGUCUGUUAUGCCUUUGUCUUCUCUGCACUCAUUGAAUUUGCUACCGUCAACUACUUCACCAAGAGAGGAUGGGCCUGGGAUGGAAAGAGCGUCAUCAGUGACAAGAAAAAGGAAGCAGCCAUCACAAAGAAGAACAAUGCCUAUGCUGUAGCUGUGGCCAACUAUGCUCCCAACAUUACAAAAGACUCUACGCUGCCCACAAUUUCCAAGUGUGCCCUGGGCAAUCUCAACAAGACCACAGCAGAGACAAAGCCUGAGCAGAACAAGAAAACUUUUAACAGCGUCAGCAAAAUUGACCGCAUCUCCCGCAUCAUGUUCCCUGUGCUGUUUGGGAGCUUUAACCUGGUCUACUGGGCCACCUACCUGAACAGAGAACCAGUCAUUAAAGAUCUGGAUCCUUCCAAAUGAACUACAGGGACAUACUCUGAACAUACAGCCCAUUCAGGACUUAUAUAUCCGCUGGUUUCAUUUUAUUAGUCACAUGGACAAUUCUCUCUUCCCUUACUGAGGUGAUUCAGUUUCUUAUCAGUGCAGAUAAACAUCAUAACUGGGUCAGAAUAAACCUGAGAGCUCAGUCAGUUUUACCUGUAGUGUCAGCUGAGAGAAAAUGAAACCUCAUUGAAACUGGAAAAAUAUCAAUGUUCAGUGGUCACCUUGCUUAAAUUUUUUUUUUACUUAAUCAAGCCUUCCAU